Messenger RNA from Strongylus vulgaris, 561 nucleotides. NCBI's taxonomy places the organism in Eukaryota, Metazoa, Nematoda, Chromadorea, Rhabditida, Strongylidae. The record is from the annotation of a GenBank genome assembly.
AUGGCCACGAUAACUGGCUAUUCGUGGAGAACAUCAAGCAGGGAGCAGUUGCCAUCCCGUUUUACGGAGCGCACCAAUUUUCUUAGGGAUCUUGUUGGCGAACGUCGCCAUUCGCAUCACUAUGUCUCUCCAUUUACAUCCCACAAACCCGAAAGUACUGCAAAAAACCGUGUUGCACAGUUAGUGGCCCGGUUAGAGAAAAUCCCCUCUCACAAAAAACCACCAUUAGCUGUGCCGGAAAUUGUUGAGCCUUUGGAUGAGGCCAAAAAAUCGAAGAGAAAAUAUGUUAGGCAUCUAACGAGCACUAGACUACUCAGCAGCAUUUUUAGAAGAGAUGAGGAGAAGAAGAAGUUCGAUUUCUCUCUUUCUGGUCCUAAAGUUGUCGCUAUUACUGGCGGCGCAGUUCGCGACCCUAUUGUUUUGCGAGAACGACAGUUUGGUGACUUGCUGGAUAGUGAACUGCUAAAGGGGAGCAAAACGGGACUCGAGCCACCUGUUAUCCAUAUCCUUAAAAAGCGAAGAUCAGAAGGGGCCAUCAUACCAGUAACUGAUGCAAUUAUC